Messenger RNA from Aureococcus anophagefferens, 1668 nucleotides. RefSeq lists its product as hypothetical. The coding region runs from base 1 to 1668 and encodes 555 amino acids. The transcript is spliced from 2 exons. NCBI's taxonomy places the organism in Eukaryota, Pelagophyceae, Pelagomonadales, Pelagomonadaceae. The record is from RefSeq and is a predicted model, not a curated record.
AUGGAGGCGCCGUCGGAGGGCAGCCCCCUCCUCGGGGCGGGCGCCCGCCGGCGGCGCGCGCCGGCCGUCGCGUUCGCCUGCGCCGCCGCCGCGGCCCUCGGCGUCGCCUACACGCACGCGACGCCCGCGCACGCGACCCCGUCCCUGCGCGCGACGACGACGACGGCGCAGUGGACGCCCUUCGAGAAGCCCUUCGUCGAGACCUGGUCCGCCGGCGACGGGAGCGUCGAAAUCGAGGAGCACCUCGUGCCCUACGGCUUCCUGAGCCAGGCGUACGCCUAUUGGCGCUGGGGCCUCAACGGCGCGCUCUCCUCGUCGGCGCGCGGCCCCUCCGCGACGAGCCACUUCUACCCGUCCGCGGCGCACCUCGCCCGCGCCGUCGAGCGCGGCGCCAUCGCGCGGCACGCCGUCGUCUACGUGGACGUGCGCUACGCGGCGCUCGACACGUCCUGGGACGCCAAGCGACUCGCGCGCGACUUUGGGCUGAAACCCAAGGCGCUCAACGCGCGCGGCGCGCGGUCGCCGGGCCUCGACGAGGUCGCCAUGGACCCGACCUGCGUCUACGACCACACGCCGGACCUCGUCAAGCGGUCGCGGCUCCUGCGGGCGCUGCUGGCGUACGACGAGCCGCUCACGAUCGUCGUCGCCGGAGACGUCGCGUGCCGCCUCAAGCUGCCGGCGACGCACCACGCCUACGUGCUGAGCGGCGACGCCGGCGCCGCGAGCUGCGCCGCCAACGGCGCCGCGUGGUUCCCCCAGGGCCUCGAGGGGCUGCCGAGCUACGGCUUCCGCGGCGGCGGGUCCCCCGAGACCGUCGCCGCCGCGGCGCCGCGGCCCUGGACGCCCCUCGCGGACCGGACCGCGCUCCUCGACGACGGCCUCAGCGUGAACCCGCGCAAGCCGAGCCGCGAAAAGCUCGUGAAGGCGCUCCGCGGCGGCCAGGGCGCGGCGCUCGAGGCCCUCGCGGCGCGGGGCGGCCGGGGGCUGCGAUUGGAAACGUCGCUCGCCGACGGCGGCGACGUCGUCUACGGCGAUUUAGGCGAGCCCGGCGACCACGACGGCGCCAUCGCGCGGUCCGUCUUCGCGCUCUGCGCCGCCGGCGACGUCUGGAGCAGCGGCCGCGUGCUCGGCGCGCUCCGCGUCGGCGCGAUCCCCGUCGUCGACGCGACGUACGCGACGGACGGCGGCGAGAGCGCCAAGGGCUGCGACGACCCCGCGCGGUUCUGGCGCGACGGCGGCGGCGGCUUCGACCGCGGCGCGCCCUUCGUCUUCGUCAAAGACUGGGACAACCUGGCGGAGGCGCUCGAGGGCUUCGGCGCGGCCGACGACGCCGUUUUAGAGACGCGCCUCGCGGACCUCGACGCGUACCGCGCCGCGCUCGAGGACCACCUCCGGGCCGUGCUGUUGGCGCGGCCGCCGGCGAAGACGCGAACCGCGUGCGCCGCGGCGCCGCUCUCGGCCGCCGACGAGCGCGACCAGCUCGCGGCCGUCGCCUCCUACUACGCGCGGGACUGGUACGGCGACCACGCCGACUCGCCCGCCGUGCCGGGCGCGACCUGCGGCACGACCCUGCCCACGGAGAUGGAGGGCGUCGACCUGGGCAUGCUCUGCUUCGACGCGGCCUGCGCGCCGCCCUCCGUCGCGGCCUUCGAGUGCCGGGACGCGUAA